Carassius carassius (crucian carp) is the source of this 2101-nucleotide messenger RNA. It is a transcript of the gene antxr2b, whose product is annotated as ANTXR cell adhesion molecule 2b. The transcript has 18 exons. Gene Ontology annotation, cellular component: membrane. The record is from RefSeq and is a predicted model, not a curated record. The coding region runs from base 277 to 1749 and encodes 490 amino acids. Gene Ontology annotation, molecular function: signaling receptor activity. Lineage: Eukaryota; Metazoa; Chordata; Actinopteri; Cypriniformes; Cyprinidae.
CGCAACUCCACAUUCUGCGCACGCGCACUGAAUCAAGUGCUCAUGUGCAGCGCAAUCCGGACCCGCUUUGAAAAAAACAACAAAACUUCACGGAAUGAAAUGAAUCUGGAGUGGAGGACAUGGAUAUUUGAAAGCGACAGGAAACGAGUAACAGUUCCUGAAGAUCGCGGCAGUAGUGGUGUUUAAAUGCAUUAUUAUCCGAUAGUGAACUAACUGCGCGCGCCAGCUUCAUUUCUAUCACUGGAUUUGACGUGUUCCCACAACAACGUGCAGCACAUGACAGGAAUGAGGAGAGACAGCGAUCGAGCCAGUAAAGCCACCUGGGUCCUCCAACUUUUCUGCAUCUCUCUCCUGACUUCAUUCGUGAAAGCAGAAGAUGGGUCCUGCCACGGAGCCUUUGAUUUAUACUUUGUUUUGGAUCGGUCAGGCAGUGUUUCUGACAACUGGAUGGAGAUCUAUGGAUUUGUGGAACAACUGACGAAUCGUUUCGUAAGCCCGAAAAUGAGAGUAUCCUUUAUAGUCUUUUCUUCUAGUGCAGAAGUAGUCUUGCCUCUCACUGGAGACAGGGCAGCUAUUGAUAAUGGUCUGCAAAGUUUGAGCAAGAUCAGACCUGCUGGUGAAACCUACAUGCACGAGGGGUUAAGAAAGGUAUUAGAACAAAUGACUACCCAUGGCACAAGAGCAUCCAGCAUCAUUAUUGGACUGACUGAUGGGAAGCUGGAGGUCUAUCCGCAUGAUCUUGCUGUGAACGAGGCUGGUCAGGCGAGACAGUAUGGUGCUCGGGUAUACUGUGUUGGCGUGAAGGACUUUGAUGCAAACCAGCUUGCAGAUAUUGCAGACAGCAAAGAUCAAGUGUUUCCUGUUGUGGAUGGAUUCCAGGCUCUUAAAAACAUUGUAAAUUCGAUUUUAAAGAAAUCCUGUGUAGAGAUUUUUAACCUUGAGCCCUCCAACAUUUGCGUGAAUGAAACUUUCAACAUUGUUUUGCGAGGGAGGGGAUUCACGCAGGGAAGAACUUCAGAAGGUGUGGUCUGCACAUUAUCUGUCAAUCAACAGGAUCCUUACAAUGAGAAGCCGAGUGCAGUGAAGGAUAAUUACGUUCUGUGUCCAGCUCCAGUGUUGACCGAGGUUGGACACUCCCUCGAUGUGCUCAUUAGUCUGAAUAACGGCCAGUCUUUCAUUUCAAGUCCAAUCACAAUAUAUGCCACAACAUGUUCUGAUGGGAUAGUGAUAGUGAUAGUCAUCCUGGUGCUGCUGGUGUUGUUGGCUUUAAUUGUGCUCUGGUGGUUCUGGCCGCUCUGCUGCAUGGUGGUAAUCAGAGAUCCACCCCCAUCUCGCCCUCCGCCUCCAUGCCCAAUACCUGAACCUGAAGAGGACCCUCUGCCGAAGAAGAAAUGGCCUACAGUGGAUGCGUCUUAUUAUGGUGGCAGAGGGCCUGGUGGCAUCACACGGAUGGAGGUUCGCUGGGGUGAGAAGGGCUCUACAGAAGAAGGGACGCGGUUAGCGAAAGCCAAAAAUGCUGUGGUCAAAAUGCCAGAGGAGGAGUUUGAAGAGCCUGUAAAAAGACCCCCACCCAGACCACCACCAAUAUGUCAGGCCCCAGUCCCAGACAAAUGGUACACGCCCAUUAAAGGGCGUUUUGAUGCUGUGUUAGCAUUGCUACGAAGACAAUACGACAGAGUUGCUAUCAUGAGACCCACAGCAAAUGACAAGGGGCGCUGCAUCAAAUUCAACCGAGUUCAGCAUCACUGACCAAACACAAUGUGUCCUUUACUUUAAAGUAUGUUCAGACAAAAAGGACUGGAGGAUCCACUGCUGUAUGGACACGGUGUGAAAAGCUGCACUUCUGAAUUAAAACCUUUGCAUUUUAAUGUGUAAAUCUAUCCUGCUGAUUUUGUUUCUGCAUGUCUUUGAAUAUGGUUGAAUUCACUGCUUUUAUAACAGUCAAUCUGUUUAAGGUUUUCUAGUUACAAACCAACACCGUGCCUUCUUGUGAGUGUAUUAUGAAUGGUUUUGUCAAGGGAAGAAAAUGUAAAUUAUUAUUUUUAUUUCCAUAGUUAUUUCUUUCAUUAUUAUUAGUAAAGAUGAUUAUCCAGUAAAUUCA